GCCCAAAAUUUAGACGUGAAAGGCCAUUCACACAAUCUGGCCUAUUUCGCGAAAAGCUCUUUCUCUCCUCUCCAGCUUACCACAGUGCCGCCCAGCCCUCUGCCCUCACCGGCAGGCCACACCUUGACAGCCCCGGCCGGCCGGCUCACAGGCCACAGCCCACGGGUCCCCACGGCCCCACCGGCACCACGCCGCGCACCCACUACGAGAAACUGAAAGGUCCGCCCCUCACCAUUCACGAAUCACGAGUGCUUAAUUUCUUGAGUAUGAGUAAAUUGGCAGCUCGAUCUCUCCUCCUCCAUCUCAGACGAAGACUCAUCACUGCUACCACCAAUAGUAGCAGCAGCACCACCGAAAUUAAUAUCAAAUUUCUCAGUACCAAUUCAACUUCCGAUGCCUUGAGGACCGAAACCCUAGAAUUGGAAGAUGUUUCUUCCCAAUUUCCUGACGAUUUGAAGAGUCAGAUCUUCCGCCUUCGUCUCCCUAAACGAAGCGCCACUAAUAUUAUUCAGAAAUGGGUCAAUGACGGCAAUUUUGUUACUCUCCCUCAACUCCGUCAAAUUUCUAGAGACCUUCGUAAAUCUAACCGUUACAAGCAUGCUCUUGAGAUAACAGAGUGGAUGGUUUCUCAUAAUGAAUUCAAGUUAUCUGAUUCUGAUUAUGCUGCUCACCUUGAUUUGUUGACUAAAGUUUUUGGGAUUGAUGCUGCUGAAAGAUAUUUUGAUGGUCUUCCACAAGAUGCUAAAACAAGUGAAACCUACACAGCUCUCCUUCACUCCUAUGCAUGUGCUAAAUUAACUGAUAACGCUGAGGAGCUUUUUCAGCAAAUCAAGGAUUCAGGUCUAUCCUUCAGUGCCAUUACCUACAAUGAGAUGAUGACUUUGUACAUGUCUGUGGGUCAAAUGGAGAAAGUUUCUUCAGUAAUUGAAGAUCUGAAACGCCAAAAGGUGGCACCCGAUCUCUUUACUUAUAACCUUUGGAUAAGUUCUUGUGCUGCAACUCUCAAUAUUGAUGGUGUCAAAAGCAUUCUUUCUGAGAUGAGCCAGGAUCCUCAUUCUGAUGAUGGUUGGGUGAGGUACCGAAACCUUGCUAACAUUUAUGUUACAACGGGCCAACUUAGCAGUUCUGGGGCUAGCUCCCUUGUAGAAGCUGAAAAGACUGUUACUCAGAGAGAAUGGAUUACCUAUGAUUUCCUAAUCAUACUGCAUGCUGGUUUUGGAAACAAGGAUAUGAUAGACCAGAUAUGGAAAUCUUUGAGGAUGACUAAUCAAAAAAUGAUUGGUCGAAAUUAUGUGCCCGUUUUAUCUUCAUAUUUGACGUUGGGACAUAUCCAAGAGGUUGGAGAAGUUAUAGAUCAAUGGAAGAACUCCACUACUUCAGUUUUUGACAAUUCCCUCUGUGACAGAUUGGCGAAUGCUUUUGUAGAAGCUGGAUUUGCAGAAAAAGCUGAAACUUUCCGUUCACUUUUGGAUGAGAAAGCUGAUACCGUCAGUGAAUCGCAGCAGGCAUAAAGCAGUUAGGGUUGGUGAAGAAGCAUUGUGAGAAGAGUGUCUAGAUGAGUCCUGCUACCCGGCCCGGGUGUGGCAUUUUUGAAGCCUGCCUGAUGACAAUUUUGAUAAAAGGGUUGAUUUAUUAAAAUCUUGAAACAAAUAUCAAUCAAAUGUAUUUUGUCACCCAUCAUGUAUACCUCUUUAUCUUCUAUCUUUCGUAAAAGAAACUGGUGAUCUUUUCUAGCUAAUAAUAAAGAUCACCGACUGUUUUUAUAAGUACUGGAAGAGUUGUUAAAUUUGUA
Spinacia oleracea (spinach) is the source of this 1792-nucleotide messenger RNA. RefSeq names its product pentatricopeptide repeat-containing protein At5g09450, mitochondrial. The coding region runs from base 267 to 1511 and encodes 414 amino acids. The record is from RefSeq and is a predicted model, not a curated record. Gene Ontology annotation, cellular component: mitochondrion. The transcript has 3 exons. Lineage: Eukaryota; Viridiplantae; Streptophyta; Magnoliopsida; Caryophyllales; Amaranthaceae. Gene Ontology annotation, molecular function: protein binding.